GCGGAAGUCGAGCAUUUUCUAGCGAAAACCAAAACAUUCGGGACUACGUUCCAUUUGUUCUAUUUGAACUAACGCAACAACAAGCGGGGGUCCUGGGUUGCCUUCGUAAGCUAUAUUGUACAAGCCGACAGCUGUGCAGAAUGCUGAAUGCCGCCGCCGCGGAAAGGAACAAGGAGCCCAUCCUGAUGGUGCUGCGGGGCUGCGUGAAUACCGACAGACGGCUGCAAGCGCUCGAGAUCUCCUCCGGUACGGGACAACAUGUCAUACAUUUGGCUGGGGCUCUCCGGAACAUUACUUGGCAACCAUCAGAGUACGACCAACGGUCUUUAACCAGUAUCGAAGCCUACAGAGCUCACUACCAGCUGAACAACGUGAAGCCUGCCAUCCACCUGGACGCGUCUCGGAGCCACGAUCACUGGGGAGGGAUCCAGCCACAGAGCCUCGAUCUGGUCCUCAACAUCAACAUGAUCCACAUCUCUCCCAUGGCUUGUACAGAGGGUUUAUUCAAAGGGGUUGGAGUGGUGUUGAAGCCACAAGGUUUGCUGUUGACAUAUGGGCCUUACGCAGUGAAUGGUGGCAUCACACCACAAAGCAAUAUUGAUUUUGACUUAAGCCUGCGACAGAGGAACCCAGAGUGGGGUCUUAGGGAUAUUUCCCUCCUCAAAUCACUUGCAGAAAUACAUGGUUUAUUCCUGGAGAAAAUUGUGGACAUGCCAGCCAACAACAAAUGUCUCCUGUUCAGGAAGGAGAGUUUGGUGUAAAGUGUCCUGUCCUUCUUUUGCUGAACGGAUAACAUCAGGAUGGAGAAAAGCGCCUUAAAUUAAGUCAAAGCUCAGACGUGUUGCCAAAUUCUUUCAGUUAAUUAGACAUUAGAAUAAAUAAACAGCCAGAAUGAUUGUAUCAUAAACCUGUAGUACACUAUAUUCCUGGUUGCCCACAUGUGUAAUAGUAACUGACUGCUUAUUUUGCUUGAUUUAGUGUGUUUUUGCUUCUGUGCUCCUCUUCUCAUUGUAUAUAUGGGUCAUUUAGCAGAAACACCAGAAAAAUACUGUAACUUGUAGAAAUGGUUUACAGAUGAUAAUGUGCACUAUAGGUAUUGAAAACAAGUAUAUAAUAGAUCAUAUAAUAAAGACAAUAUAGAGACAAGCUAAGUGACGUUUUGCUAAGCAAAUACAAGUUAAUAUAAAGAUAUUUUUCUGACAGCUAUAAAAGAAAACAAAUGUGAAUGCUAUCAUAUGGACUGCAUGUCAAGACAAAGUAUAAUCUACUUUGAUUCAAAUCAAAACAAAAGCACCAGAAUAAGACAUCGCAACACACGGAAUAUAGUUUUAAGUAGCUAUAGAUGCCAGUAGUGCUCUUGUGGAAAAUAUGUAGAAUUCUUGUUAAGUUAAUGUACUACACCUCAGUGAUAAAAGUUUCACAGUGCCAUU
Phycodurus eques (leafy seadragon) is the source of this 1430-nucleotide messenger RNA. It is a transcript of the gene mettl26, whose product is annotated as methyltransferase like 26. The coding region runs from base 141 to 761 and encodes 206 amino acids. Lineage: Eukaryota; Metazoa; Chordata; Actinopteri; Syngnathiformes; Syngnathidae. The transcript is spliced from 6 exons. The record is from RefSeq and is a predicted model, not a curated record.